Messenger RNA from Globicephala melas (long-finned pilot whale), 2928 nucleotides. RefSeq names its product RNA polymerase II subunit J (gene POLR2J). NCBI's taxonomy places the organism in Eukaryota, Metazoa, Chordata, Mammalia, Artiodactyla, Delphinidae. Gene Ontology annotation, cellular component: RNA polymerase II, core complex. Gene Ontology annotation, biological process: transcription by RNA polymerase II. The record is from RefSeq and is a predicted model, not a curated record. Gene Ontology annotation, molecular function: protein dimerization activity; DNA binding.
AGAUGUAAGAGUCUGGGCUCACCAAAAUCAUUCCUUUGAUAUGUACCUCAGCUAUCUGGGGCCAGUAUCCCGUGUUUUCACAUCCUGCAUUUCAUCAAGCUGCACCUCGGGGUUGGCUGCAGUCUGAUGAUGGCUGGCUGGCCGAUAUUCUUUGUUUCCUUCCUGAGUUCCCUCAGGGCUCACGGUUGGGGGCAGGGCUGCAAUGGCUGACAGCUGCGGCAUCUUUUGUUUACUGACAUGGCAGGCAACAUUUUAUUUCUCAGUAGCGUCCUUGGCCCAAACUUUCCCAGGAUGACUCAGACGGGUGAAGGGGCAUCAUUACUGUCAUUACCUUCUAUUCCUCCGCAGUUAAAGAGGCCCCCACCCACUUGGCCUGGAGAGUCAAGGUUGGUGUGGGCCUCCAGCAAAUGACAUUUUCUCACCCCAGGUCUCAAAGCUUAAGUAGGAAAGAGUCCUUCCCGGGAAGUGGUGGGGGAAGCUCCAGAUUUCCUUGGGGGCUCCUCAGCUGUUCCCCAGCCUUGAAGAAACAGCUGGAAAGCUGUUAGGGCUUCAGUAGCUAAUCUGAGACCCCAGCCCCUGUUGCUUCAAACCGCGCAGGUGGGACUUUUAUGCUAAGCUGUAGUCUGCAAAAUAUCAACCAACCAAAACCGACUCACUUAUCCCUUAUCCCUUCAAGUUCCUCUCAUACCUGUGUUGACUGAAAACAAAACAAAAACAAAAAUGCACAACCUAAAAGUUGCGAGUUAUGUGGGAUUUUUAAAAAAAUAUUUUUUAAAUUUUAAUUUAUUUAUUCAUUUUUUGGCUGUGUUGGGUCUUCGUUGCUGCAAGCGGGCUCCUCUUUGCUGCGGUGCGCGGGCUUUUCAUUGCGGUGGCUUCUCAUGUAGCGGAGCACGGGCUCUAGACGCGCGGGCUUCAGUAGUUGUGGCUCACGGGCUUCAGUAGUUGUGGCUCGCGGGCUCUAGAGCUCAGGCUCAGUAGUUGUGGCACACGGGCUUAGCUGCUCCGCGGCAUGUGGGAACUUCCCGGACCAGGGCUCGAACCCGUGUCCCCUGCACUGGCAGGUGGAUUCUUAUCCACUACGCCACAAGGGAAGCGCCUUAUGCGUGAUUUUUUGGGUUUUUGGCCGUUCCACGUGGCUUGUGGCAUUCUAGUUCCCUGACCAGGGAUCGAACCUGGGCCCCAGCAAUGAAAGCGCCGAGUCCUAACCACUGGACCUCCAGGGAAUUCCUGCGAGUUGUGGGGGUGGUUUUUUGUUUGUUUUCUGGGUGGUUUUUUUGCCGCACUGAGCGGCAAGAGGAACUUCCCUGACCAGGGAUCAAACCUGUGACCCCUGUGGAAGCUCAGAGUCUUAACAACUGGACCACCAGGGAAGUUCCUGCGAGUUAUGUUUUAUCGAGGACCUUACUGAGGACAGUAGCCUGGGAGACAGCCUCUCAGAUUGCUCUGCAGAACUGUUCCAAAGAGGUAAGGGAGGAGCCAGGAUAUAUAGGAGUUUUUUGCUGAAAAACAAACAAAACACUUGUAGUCAAACAUCAAAAGAUUACCGCUAAUCACAAAAGACAGACAUCUCAAGUUAAUGAUUUCAGCAGUUUUCUUCGGAAGAUGAAAGAAUCUGGGCAUUGAAAUGAUUCCUAGAUAUGCAUCUUAACUAUCUAGGGCCAGUAUCCUGUUUUUCUCCAUCCUGAAUUCCCCUCAGGGCACACCGUCAGGGGCUGAUGGCUUGAUGGCGGCAACAUUCUUUGUUUAUUGAAAUGGCAGGCAACAUUUUUUUGUCCCCACCAGCAUACACUUGCCACCUCCCCGGCCCUCACCCAACUGCUCCCCUAACAAGAACCUCGCUAGGCUACAAGCCCACCUGGUAAACCAGUAACAACCCAGCCAGGAGUCUUGUAGCAGCUUGCCUUGGCAGGUGGAUUAUCCAUACACAACAGUCUAGCCCAGGGGAGGCUUCUUCUGCCCCGGCUGGUCACACCUGCCCACUAACCCAAGGCUCCAUUCUCCAUUCAAGAGCCUCUUGCCAUGUAUUCCAAGGGCACAUUUCCAAAGAGGGAUCAAGGGGCAAAGGGAGCAGAGAGAAGAGUUCAGGGUUUCGGCUUAGCCUAGACAGAGAUGUCUCAAAAGAGCUGCCCCCAGCGUUAGGAGCAUGCGUCAAAACAUGCCCGCAGGUAAGCCCAGGAGAGGACCUUCCCGACUCACGCAUGCGCAGAGCCACCAGCUCCUCUCCCUCCGGCAGGCUUUUCUAGCGCCUGCGCAAGAUCCUCCAGACCGAUAGAGGGCAACGAGCCGAUCCUCACACGGGUUUGGCACUACCGGCAUAAUCCGGAAGCAGCCGCUAACCCGGAAGUGGUCGAGUUAUAUAGGUCGAGUUCCGGAGGUGGUGGCGGCUGUGUGUGAGGCUUGGGAGGCUGCUGCGACGCUAGGAUGAACGCGCCUCCCGCCUUCGAGUCGUUCUUGCUCUUCGAGGGCGAGAAGAAGAUCACCAUUAACAAGGACACCAAGGUACCCAAUGCCUGUUUGUUCACCAUCAACAAGGAAGACCAUACGCUAGGAAACAUCAUUAAAUCGCAGCUGCUGAAGGACCCACAGGUGCUGUUUGCUGGCUACAAAGUCCCCCACCCCUUGGAACACAAGAUCAUCAUCCGCGUGCAGACCACACCGGACUACAGCCCCCAGGAGGCCUUCACCAACGCCAUCACAGACCUCAUCAGCGAGCUCUCCCUGCUGGAAGAGCGAUUCCGGGUGGCCAUCAAAGACAAGCAAGAAGGAAUCGAGUAGUGGGCUGCACCCGGCUCUUCUCCAGGCACCAGGUGGACAAAAGCACUUCCUCCAGCCGUGGGCCUCCUUGUAGAAAGUCCCUCACCCCUGACACCGAUGUGUCCUGUACACAGAGUCUGUCUUACCUUCCUAAUAAAGUGUGGCAGGAAAAGA